This is a messenger RNA of Parnassius mnemosyne (clouded apollo), 2331 nucleotides long. The record is from the annotation of a GenBank genome assembly. Lineage: Eukaryota; Metazoa; Arthropoda; Insecta; Lepidoptera; Papilionidae.
GCAUCGCAUUGACUUAGACCUAAAAUAAAGUUAUAGAAAAUUGAGUAAAUAAUAAAACCCUACAAAUCAAUAAGGUAAGCUAUAAGCUUAUGCAUUGCAACUAUUGAGCUGUGUAUUACGAACUCCUCCGGCGAAAUAAACCAUUCGUUGUUGGUGCUAGCUAUAUUGUUUUAAAUACCAUACCUGUGUAAAAUAAAUAAAAAUAUUACGCAUUUUGUUUCUUGGUGAGAAUAAAAUAUUUUAUAACCACUGAAAUAUGAAAUAAAGGCAAAUUCGUGGAUUUGAAUGAUCAGAAGUUCUUUAAUAGUUUGUCUUAAUUUUUUUCUCUGCUAGAACAACCUGGGCCACGCUUAAUUUUAGACGUAUUUUACGAAUUUAACCGCCGCAAAAACGGAGCUAGCGGUAUUUACGUAUACAUUAUGUUUUAAGUGGUUAUGCUAAUAAGAUAGAUCCUUAAAAUUACGUACAAAAGUGAAUUGAAAUUCAUGUACUUUUCCCAUAGUUUGCCACAAGGUAUCCUGAAUCCUGCACCAUUAGGUACCUGCAUGUUCUUCAGUAGUGGAAUUGUGAUGGGCUUUAAUGAUGACGAAUGAAGAAACAAAUCCUUUUUUAAUUCAUUACAAAGGUGCUAUAUCAAAUGAGCUGUCAAAAAGUAUUGAUUAUACCAUUGUUAUUUUAGAUUUCGCUCAAUAAUGGAUCUCUUAAAUAGUAUGAAAAAUUUAACAAUAAAGCAUUUACAAAAUGAAGGUGAUCAACAAUUUUUUAAGUCGAUAGCAGCAGACAUUGAUGAAAUUCCAACUGAAAUUGUUUUAGCGGAAUAUACUGACAAAAUUUUGCUUAUAGUGUCACAAUAUCAAAAGAUAGGAAGCAUGUUAAUGAUUCAGAAAGAUCAAGUCCAUAGUCCCCUAGGUACUGAUGAUAUUUAUACAACAAAAGUUAUUUUUGGUGCCACAGGAGAAGAACAACAAGUAGCUGCGCGAUAUUUAGCGGAAGCAAUCAAAAUCAAUAAACCUCUUUGUAUAUUCAUAAAUCUUAAAUCUUAUGACAUUGAAACUGUAAAGGCUUGCAAGGACAUAAUUUUGGAUCUCAAGCAAGAGAAGUAAUAACAUGGCAGUAGCCCAAUUAAAUAGAUUUAAAGCUGUAAAUAAAUAUUAUGGUCAACUGGUGAUAGGCCCUCCCGGCGCAGGAAAGACAACAUAUUGUGAUAAAAUGUCACACUUGCUAAAAAAAUUGGGCAGGAAAGUAAUUCUUAUAAACUUGGACCCAGCUAAUGAAAGGAUAAGCUAUGAUUGUGACAUUGAUAUUAGAAAGUUAAUAGUACUAGAAGAAGUUAUGGAUCAAUAUAAUCUUGGACCAAAUGGAGCACUGUUAUAUUGCAUGAAAUAUUUAGAAGAAAAUAUUGAUUGGCUUGUAGAUCAAAUUAAAGGUGAACAUGGUACUAAUUUUGUUUUUGAUUUACCUGGUCAAGUAGAGCUUUACUGUCAUCAUGAUACUAUUAGGAAUAUUUUUUCAAAAUUAAAUGAAAAUGGUAAUUUACAGCUAUGUGUAGUCCAUUUAGUAGACUCUCAUCAUUGUUCUGAUGCAGGAAAGUUUAUAGCCGCUUUAAUGCUAUCACUUACUGCAAUGUUGAAGAUUGCUUUGCCUCAUAUUAAUUUACUAACAAAAGUUGAUUUAUUGAAGAAACAUAUGGACAAACUUGAAUUUGGAAUUGAUUUCUACACUGAAGUUUUGGAUUUAAAUUACCUUUUGGACAGCUUGGAUACUGAUAAUUUUACUAAUAAAUAUAAAAAACUAAACAGUGCUUUAAUAUCUAUCAUUGAAGAUUACAGUUUAGUGUCAUUUCAACUUGUAAAUAUGUUUAAAGAAGAAAGCUUAAUGUGUGUUAAAAAUUUGGUUGAUAAAGCUAAUGGGUAUGUGUUUAAGGCAGAAGAGGGUAGGCAUAUUAAUAGUAUGUUGGCAUGCGCUAUGGGUAUCAAUGAGCCCAAUGAUGUUGAUAACUUGUAAUAAAAUAUUUGUUAUACCAUCCUUUUAUUUACUUUAUUUUAUAUACACACACUUCAAAAUGAGAGUUGAAAUCGCACACAGAAUAAUUUAGUAUUUGUUUAGCCUACAUAUAUGUUUCAAGAAGACUAGCUGUUUAUCUGUAUUCAUAAAUUGCAUGUAUAUGAAUACCCCACUUAGUACAUGACAAAUUCUUAGUGUUGUGAUAAAACUAUAAAGCAAGAUAAACAUAUCUAUAGAAAUACCUAAUCCAAAUUUAUUUCAACUAAGAUAUUGACAUUGGUAUAGAAAUAUUUAUUUUUCUCACCAAUGGUAUUUGAGGUAUUAACC